Leptinotarsa decemlineata (Colorado potato beetle) is the source of this 1059-nucleotide messenger RNA. RefSeq names its product fushi tarazu (gene Ftz). Gene Ontology annotation, biological process: negative regulation of transcription by RNA polymerase II; anterior/posterior pattern specification. Gene Ontology annotation, cellular component: nucleus. Gene Ontology annotation, molecular function: DNA-binding transcription factor activity, RNA polymerase II-specific; RNA polymerase II cis-regulatory region sequence-specific DNA binding. NCBI's taxonomy places the organism in Eukaryota, Metazoa, Arthropoda, Insecta, Coleoptera, Chrysomelidae. The record is from RefSeq and is a predicted model, not a curated record.
AUGAGUGCGUCCACAGACUUUUCUUGUGAUUACUGGAAUCAAUAUGGUUACAGAACCGGGGGAUUUUCAUACGAAAACCAAAGGGUUUCGGGAUAUGCUGCUGCGGCCCAAACACAACCCAAUCAAGGACUGUUUAAUUAUCCCUACAUGGGCUCGCAUCAUCAACUAAAACAAGAGCCUGUGUACAGCAACUGCAGAUUCAACCCAAAUCCAGACUAUUCCAGUCUAAGUCCACCUCCUGCCAACCACAACUACAAUUCUUUCAACCAAUACGACAGCUGUAGACAGUCCGACUCAUUAGCAACUACAUCAUCCACUAAUGACACGAAUUCAACGUUGAACGAUUCUCCCAGCAGUGUCAAAGAUGAUUCUCCGGCUCUGAGGGCCCUUCUGAGCAGGCCCGUUGACCAGAAAAUCACAUACGAAUAUACAGAAUUGCGAAAGGGAGCUAAUUACGUGAGAGACUUCAGAGGGUCUAGAGACAGCAGCGAAUUUGAUGGUGAAGAAAAGGAGUUGGCUGGUUUCGGUAAAGACGACAGUUUAGAAGAGAAGACUGUUGAUGAUAAUUUGGCUGCGGUUCAAGGGAAUUUUUAUCCUUGGAUGAAAAGUACCCAUGGAAAUUCCGAAUCUGGAUCAAAAGGAAGCAAACGCACCCGUCAAACGUACACCCGUUUCCAAACUUUAGAACUGGAGAAGGAAUUCCAUUACAACAAAUACCUAACACGGAAGAGAAGAAUAGAAAUAGCUCAUACAUUGUGCUUGUCAGAGCGGCAAAUUAAGAUUUGGUUUCAGAACCGCCGAAUGAAAGCCAAAAAGGACGGCAAAUUCGGUCUACACUCGACGGAAUUUCAACCAAUCGAGGACAUCAACAUGAACCAGAACUUGUUCUCUGCGUCUUCUAGUUUUUCCAAAGCCUUCUAUCCCAGUGGAGGGCAGGGAAAUGCGGAAAAACGCCCGGAGACUUCAACAGUGGAUAACGACAGGAACUGUUAUGAAAACGAAUUGGCCAUGCCUUUGACGGCCUUGAAAAAUCUUCCAGGGCCUCCAUUAUCGCCGUAA